Hippocampus zosterae (dwarf seahorse) is the source of this 2030-nucleotide messenger RNA. It is a transcript of the gene mettl14, whose product is annotated as methyltransferase 14, N6-adenosine-methyltransferase subun. The transcript is spliced from 12 exons. Gene Ontology annotation, molecular function: mRNA binding. Bases 107 to 1477 code for a protein of 456 amino acids. Gene Ontology annotation, cellular component: nucleus; RNA N6-methyladenosine methyltransferase complex. NCBI's taxonomy places the organism in Eukaryota, Metazoa, Chordata, Actinopteri, Syngnathiformes, Syngnathidae. The record is from RefSeq and is a predicted model, not a curated record.
AGCAAACAUUGUCGUGUGCUUCAUUGUUGGCCAGUCAAUAUUGUAAACAUUCCGAUGAAUUAAAUCAGAUUGUUUUGCUUUAGCAGAAAACUAAGAAAUAUACGAAAUGAACAGUCGACUGCAGGAAAUCCGCGAGCGACAAAAACUUAGGCGGCAGCUUUUAGCACGACAGUUGGGAGCUGAGAGCGCAGAUAGCAUUGGGGCUGUGCUCAACAGUAAAGAGGAACUAAAAGAGAUAGAAGAGACAAGAGAAACAUGCAGGGCCUCAUUGGAUGAUUCCGCCCCUACCUCCAAGAAGAAGACUCUGACAGAGGGUGAUGACACAGAGGAAGAUGUGGAGGAACAAAAAGAUGAGGUGGAGGUGCCCCCGCCUGAGGAAAGCAAUCCAUAUGAGGAAGUCUACAAGGACUCAAGUACUUUCCUUAAGGGUACGCAGAGCUUGAACCCUCACAACGAUUACUGUCAGCACUUUGUCGACACAGGUCACAGGCCGCAGAACUUCAUUCGAGAUGUUGGCUUGGCUGAUCGAUUUGAGGAGUACCCCAAACUGAGAGAGCUGAUCCGAUUGAAGGACGAACUCAUCUCCACUACCAACACCCCUCCCAUGUACCUGCAGGCUGACCUGGAGCACUUUGACCUGCAGGAUUUAAAAAGCGAGUUUGAUGUCAUUUUGCUCGAGCCUCCUUUAGAGGAAUAUUACAGAGAGUCAGGCAUCAGCCACACAGAGCGCUUCUGGACCUGGGAUGAUAUCAUGAAGCUAGAGAUUGAAGAGAUCUCUGCCCUUCGGUCCUUUGUCUUCCUCUGGUGUGGCUCGGGUGAAGGCCUGGACUUGGGAAGAAUGUGUUUAAGGAAAUGGGGCUUCAGGCGCUGCGAAGACAUCUGCUGGAUCAAGACCAACAAGAAUAACCCAGGCAAGACAAAGGCGCUGGACCCGAAAGCAGUAUUUCAAAGGACCAAGGAACACUGCCUGAUGGGAAUCAAAGGAACAGUACGGAGAAGCACAGACGGCGACUUCAUCCAUGCCAACGUGGACAUCGACUUGAUCAUCACGGAGGAGCCCGAGAUGGGAAAUGUCGAGAAGCCCGUCGAGAUCUUUCACAUCAUCGAGCACUUCUGUUUGGGCCGCAGGAGGUUGCACCUUUUUGGACGUGACUCGACCAUCAGACCUGGUUGGCUGACAGUCGGUCCCACUCUCACCAACAGUAACUUCAACCCAGAGAGCUACUCCUCACAUUUUGCUCUGCCUGAAUCCUACCUCUCCGGCUGCACCGAGGAAAUAGAGCGACUGCGCCCCAAAUCGCCGCCUUCCAAGAUGAAGUCCGACCGUGGCGGCGGCGCACCCAGAGGUGUGCGCAGUGGUCCGAAUGCAGGAAGAGGUGGAGAGAGAGGUCGGGAAAGAAUCCGACCAAACUUCCGCGGAGACAGGGGAGGCUUCCGUGGCCGGGGAGGCCCGCACAGGGGCUUUCCCCCACGUUAGCGCAAUCAAACUGACCUGACUGGCGCGAGUUUGAGGGUUCCUUUGACUUGACCGUUGACAAGUUGCUCCUGAUAAGGCCCCUAUGAUUCCCACUCCGAGGCCGCAUUUGGAGCACCGGCGCAAUCUCAUGUGCUCUCGGACGCAAGCUGCAUGUCUGCCUUGUUGACUGUCGACUCCACUCCGGUGGCCUCCAGCAGUGAUGUUUCACCCAAAAUUUUAGAAUCAUUCAUCCCGAGACAUCGUCUGAAUACACUUUUUUCAGGCACAUUAGUAUCUAUGAAAAUUGACAAUUGUGAGAGUGAUUUAGAAGUGACUUGGGUAGCUGUGCUAUUUGGCUAACAAAUAGAUAUUUGAAUAUUUUUGGGUCCUUUUUUUUUUUUUUAAAUUCCAUUUCACAAAGAGACAUUGUACUGCCAAGACUGUGUAAAAUGGAAAUCCUAGAGGAAAACGGCACAAAGGACCGAAAAAGACUUUUUUUUUUUUAAAGAACUGUAUAUUUUUUGUUCUCGUUUAGAUUGAAUUCAUCAUAUCCAAAUAAACCUUUUUACAAUUU